GCUUUAAUGGCCACCUGUUACGUUCGCGUGUGAACUGAGAAAAAAAGUUCUUCAGCUCGUUUGAGCGUGGGGUUUUAGCAGGGGUCUUGCAGAAACAAGAAUUUACCCAGACUGGAGCCCAGACGGAAGAUGUCAGCGAUAUGCUUCGUAUGCAACUUGCCCAUCAUGAGCCACCAGGUGGGCCUGGUGUGGCAGGGUGGCAAUGGCUGGGAUGACUUUAUGCGGGAGCAGCUGGAAGAGUCCACAGUGCGCCAGAGAUUGGGCGGACGGCGCGAUUCAGCAGCUCAAAUCUCAUCACCAAAUACACCACCAAUUGCCAGUGUUCCGCGCCGUCGUCGCUCCUCCAUUGCCCAACUGACGGAUAUCCUGAGGGAGUGGAGUGGCACCAGCUGCAAAAAGAACGUAAAGAAUACACUAAAUCGUCGGGAGACGCUAGCUGAUUUGGCCAGGAGUUUCCCCUGGAACCGCACCAGCAGCAUCGAUACACAGGGCGUUCAGGCUUCAUCAUCAGGUGGUUACAAAAGACGCGAAUCAAGCGCUGAGGUUGGCGGCGGAAGUAGAAGUAGUCGCUCAAGGCAGGACUCUCGUCAGUACUCCCACACAUCCGACUUGGUAAGGCUCUGGAACAAGCGAGAUAGUCAGGUAGAACGUGAACGCGAUGUGACUGAGGUACGUGAUUCACGGCGUGGAUCCGGGGACAGUGUUCGCAGCUUCCGACACGUGCAGGCACCCACGAAAUCUCUGGCCAGCAUGAGACGCAAGCGGGAGUCCGGCGUGGGCUUCGAGGUGAGCACCAGCAUGGCAGCGGCGUCAGAGCCUGAAGCCUCCACGUCGAGCACACUCGUGGAUAGUUCAUGUCAGGCUCUGCCGCCGCCAGUCGUCUCCGUCACCAGUUCAAUCACGCCGCCCGCCACCAGCCCCACAACUCUCAAGUCACUCAAGGUUCGUCGAGACUCACAAACUCAAUGUGGACGCGUAUACAGACGUGAAUCAAAGUCUAGUCCUGACAUGGUUCCCAAGAUGCAACGUCUACAGCGUCAAGCUACCACAUACGACGAGCCUCCAGGUACUAGUCGUCGUGAUUCUCAGCCUACGCUAGCGACAGAAGGUGAGGAACGCCGUGCACGUAGGGACAGUCUCAGUCCUGACUCAGUGACUGCGGCCCAGCGUGGCAGGCGGGACUCGCGUUCACAUCUGUCUCCGGAUCGGAGCCGAGAUCAUGAUAGCGAGGUACACAGGCGUUGCCGAGAGAAGAUCAGGCGUCAGUCUUCAUCAACAGCCAGGAUGUCCAGGUCACCGGAUUCCAGCAGUUGCUGCUCUUCACGAGAUCCCAGUCCCAGCCAGUGUCCCCCAUCGUAUGUUGUUGCUUCAGAACCGAGUGUCAGACCAGCAAUUCGACGACAGUCCACAACUGAGGAGAUCUUAAUUGCUAGGGGUUUCAGAAGACAGAGCACAACUGACGAGAUGAUCCGUUGCCGGAACUUUAGAAGACAGAGCUCUCAGAGCGACGAUGUCUGCAGAUACCGUGGGAGGCGUGACUCCAGUGUCCAGAUCAUAGAUGGGACAAUAGGAACUAUGACUGUGGAGACUACCAGCACAGUCUUUGACAGCAGCACUCAAACCGAUCCAUCGCCACAAUACGAAAACAAUCACUACCACGAGGAGUGUCUCAGGUGCAACUCUUGCGGAGUUAACUUGACCGGUCCUAAUCAGAAACGUGCUCGUCGCUUCAAGAAUCACAUUCUCUGCGAUCUGCAUUUUGCUGACGUUGCUUUAAUGGAGUGUUCAGACUUUAUGCAACAGCUCAGGAGUUUUAAACCUCAAUCCUUGGGAUGUGCAGUGGCUCGACGUAAGAGCUCAACUACACUCAUCUUCCCACUGCCUCCUCAAGCAUGCUCAGAUGAAUUCUGUGAGGAAUAUCCCCAUAAUUUAAUCCCAACCCCUGGCUAUUGGAUCGAAUGUUCAAGACAGAAAAUUUCAACAGCUGGUCAGGGAUGGAAUGACAGUGGCUCGGAAAAUGACAAUGAUUCAGAAACACGAGACAGAUGUACAGAUUUAUGUGAAGAUGAUGAAGAAGAUUCAGAAAAUGGGACUAAGAAGAAAACGACAAUAGAAGAGCAGUGGGAGCAGCAGCAAGGUUUCGAACUGACAUCAGUAGAGCAAGAGACUUACGAAAAACAUUUCUACGGAACAGAGCAUUGGAAUUAUUUUACUAAUGAUGAGGAUCUUGGACCAGUUAUCCUUUCAAUUAAACAGGAAACUUUAAAUGGACGAGAUCAGUUCCGUAUCCUAGUUAGGGCUAUUUCUUACACAGUUCAUGGACUCAUUCCAGCUUCAUGUGUUUUUGCAGAUAGAUAUAACCGUGAGGAAGUAGUGAGGUCUUUGGGCAAAGAAGUUAAUCUAAAUCCACCCUUAACUUUAGGGCAACUUCAGGAUACUCCUGAGGAACUCCUAAAGCUCGAUCAAGUUUUUAUAAAGUCAGAACUAAAAGUUGGAGUUAUUUAUAUCAAAGAGAACCAAUAUACUGAAGAAGAAAUCCUUGAGAAUAAUGAAAACUCUCCCCUUUUUGAUGAAUUUCUGCAACUCCUAGGAGAUAAGGUUCGCCUCAAAGGUUUCGACAAGUACAAAGGUGGUCUGGACACCGUUCACGACCUUACAGGGCUUUACUCGGUUCAUACCAAUUGGAGAGGCAUUGAGAUUAUGUUCCAUGUGUCUACAAUGCUUCCAUACGAGAGGCACGAUGUUCAGAAGCUUCAAAGAAAAAGACAUAUCGGAAAUGAUAUCGUUUGCGUUGUCUUCCUGGAAGCAGACAACACUCUAUUCUCACCAGCUUGCAUCAAGUCUCAUUUUCUGCAUACAUUUAUAUUGGUUCGUGUUUCAGCAAGGAUCAAAAGAAAACCCACUAGAUAUGAAGUAUCUGUAGUAACCAGAGACGAAGUUGGAGCCUACAAGCCCUAUUUAUGGGAGCAAUCUGUCUUUAUGAAAGAUCAAAUGUUCAGGGAAUGGAUCUUGACGAAGAUUGUAAAUGGAGAACGUGCUUCGUAUUCAGCACCAAAAUUUGCACGAAUGCAGGAGAGAACACGGUCCCAAAUGCUGGAGGAUAUUGUGGCAAAUCUCGCCAAUCAUGCAGAAACCGGCCAAAUACCCAAACCCUACCGUCGUGGCUCGUGGAGACCGAUCGGGCACAUGCGUCCAUCAUCACCCCUCCUGGAUUCAGUUCGUGAUCAGUUUGAAGACCACGAUCAAUUAGCCCAGGACUUCCAGCGUGCUUUCUUAAAUGCCGAGCCACAGGUACAGAAUCCUCAGCUUUUCGAUGUAGCUUUUCUUGUGGGUCAAUCCAAACAAAAGGUGAAGUUGAUUGGGGUUCGGGCGAUCCUUGGUGUGCGCAGUAGGGUAUUCCAAGAGAUGCUGUAUGGAAUACAGACCGGCUUUGGGUCACCCCAGGUGCCAGUAGCUGAGAUCUUAGCAAGACCCGUGCCAGCUCUAGUAUCACCACAGAACCAGAAGAAGAGCUCAAACUUCCUCCAAGUGCCGGAUAUGGAAGCACCACGACCAAAGAGUGUACCCUCAUCGCCCAUGGUUAAGAGGGCUUUUUCUCGACUGGGCACCAUCACAGGUUGGGGCAGAUCCAUCAAAAAGCAAAAUUCACAAUUAAAUGCUGAUGAUAAAAAGAAAUGGGCCUCCAUUCAAGACUUUUCAAAUGGAAAAGACGGUGGAAAAGAAAAGAAUCCGUCGCAGUUCUUGGUUCCAGGACUCUCCGUUUGUGCUGAUGUCCAGAAAGUGGAUCGUGCGAAGCUGGCACAAACUGAAUUUAACAUUAUUGAGUUUGAUUCGGAAACUUUCAGGGUUCUGCUCAAUUAUCUCCAUACAGGGAGCUGCCCUUUGACCUGCGUCUCAAUCCCAGGACUUAUCUGUGCAGCUGAGCAUUAUGAUUUGCCUGAAUUGCUCCAAGCGUGCUUCCAUCACGCUAAACAGUUCCUGCGCAUUGAGUAUGUCUGCUCGAUGCUGAUUAACCUAGAGAGCUACUACUGGCGCUAUACAUCGGCCUCUGAGCUCGUCAACAUGAUCCUGGCCUUUGUGGAAACCAAAGCACACCAGCUGUUCAAACUCGAAGAAUUCCUCAACCUCAGCGAGAGUAUUGUACAGAUGAUUAUGGCCAGAUCUCUGGAAAUUCAGGAGAUCAGAAAGUUCGAGGCAAUGCUAGCAUGGGCGAGGCACAAAGUCAAAACCAAAGCUGUUACAACUACCAACAAUCGUGGCAAUAGCCGCUCAGAAUUCCGUACAAUAAUGGAUCGUCUCACGAGGGAUCUCAAGUUACACAGAAUCUCACCACAGGAUCUCAUAAAGAUCGUUCUGCCAUCGAAGGCAAUCAAAAAUGAGAGGAUUCUGGAAACCCUCAUGUACCAGGCCAAUUCGGGCAUUUAUCGAAUUCAGGAUAGCUACCUGGAAGAGUGCCAACAGCGACUCAAGAAUCAAGACUCGCGCUAUAGCGAGUGGAGCGAGAGUUUUGACUAUGGUCUCUAAGGCCUCUAUUCCUCAAUCCCUUCUUCCUUCCUUUGGAUAAAUAAUUUUUUUCAAGAGGCAAAGCAUUAAUCUAGAAUAAUUUUAAGAUAUUCCUUAGUGGUUCAACUUUGCAAGCAGUUUUUGUAAAUUUUGAGCUGGAAUAUUAAAAAAAAACAAAAGAUGUGAUUAUUUUGUGAAAAAAAAAUAUUUGCCCUAUAAAUUUCUCAAUACAAUUGCUUUAAAGUUUAAAAAUUUCGUUCAAUUAAAUUUUUUUUCUUGUGUUUGGAUGCACUUCAUAUGUCUAAAGCUAAAGUGUAAUCACAACCAAUCUUAACCGGUAAACAGUUUAAAAUUUAAUUCUUUUUUAUUAAAAAUACAAUAUUUUUUAACAAAAACAAAAAAUAUUUCUUAUGAUUUAAUAUCCGCAUAUGAAAUCAGUUAGGAAGUUUUGUAAAUUCCAAAGAAAAAUUAAAGAAAUCCAAUCUUAAAUAGGUGGAGUAAUAGAUCCUGUAUACAAAGCCGAUUUUUGAACUUUGUUUUUUAUAAAUCGGAAAAAUAAAUGAGGGUCAUUUCUGAUUUCAACUUUCUAAACUAAAUUCAAAACACAUUCAAAAAAAAUGUCAGAAAAACUUUAAAAAAUAAAUCUCAAUAUCACAAAAAGACUUUUGUACAUGUCACAUAGGACAGCAAAAACCCGAAGUCGAUAUCUAUUAUCGUUUCGAGACCUAGACGAGUAGAUAAAAAAUACAUAAAUAUCAUUACUUCUAAUUUGUGUAAAAAAUAUAGAAUUCGUAAUUUGAAGCAAAAUUUUGCCAACUUUGUUAGAUAAUUCCUCAAUUGAUUGGUUUUUCUUUAUUCAUAAAAUUAAAACUAUCAAAUUAAAAGUAAAAUUAUAAUUUUAUAUAUCAAAAAUGUUAAAAGUUUAUUGAGUUUACCUUUAAUAAAUUUAGAGAUUGAAGUAGCAGAUUGGGCAGUAUUUUUGUAAAAAUGAUCAAUGAAAAAUAAAUUAUGUUAGUGUGUAAAUAACAUGAAAAUCAUAAAAUGUAAAAACUUUAAAAUUGUGAAAUAUUCUUGGCAAAUUAAGAAGUUAUAUGAGCCAACUUCGCAUUUUCAUUCUAAUUUAAAAAGGAUUUAUGAUAUCCGUUUUGUUCUUUACUGAUUAAAAUCGAAUUUGAUAGUAACCAGACAAAUAAUCAUUAUUGUGUUGGGAUUUGGGAUUAUGCCCAACACACAAUAACUUUUGUUUGUAAAUAUGUUUUCUAAACUGCUUAAAAGAGUGAGCGAGAUGACUUUUCAUUAUCAGAAGAAUGAUUAAAAGAAAAAAAACUUUUAAACAAAUAAUUUAAGAAAGAAUUCACCAACUUUUACAAAAUUUAUUAUUUUAACAAAUUUAAACGGUAACAUAAUAAGAAAUUAAUGAACUGAACCAUAAGUAAAAUGGUAAUACCAUAAACAAUAUGGUAAAAAAUGGUUUACCCGGUUUAGGGUAAAGUGAUAUAAUUUGGAAUUAGUGUUACAAGUUGAAUAAUUCGCCGGUAGAAGUUGGACAUGGCUUUUUUCUUGAUAAAUACAGUACAAAAUUUGUUUUUAAGCACAAGGAACCAAAUUAUAAAACUAAAGCAUUAAAAAUAUACAAAUAAAAAUGAAGUACUAAAUUUAUCAAGACAAAAAACCCUGUCCAAAUUGUACCAUUGUCCAACUUGUACCACUGUCCAACUUGUACCACUUUACCCUACAUGAAAAUAAAUGUAAAAAUAAUUUUAUUCAAAAGUUAUAAAAUUUACACUUUGUGUUAAGAAUUUUGUUUUAAGUAGUAUAAAAAACACUGCCAAAUUCCAAAUCUGUGAAAAGUUUUAAAUUUAAAUUGCAACCAUUUUUGAUAACUCAAACUAAAAUACUUUCAAACAUAAUAAAGAUAUGUAUUUAUUAUGAAUUUAUUUACGCUUAACACUUUGGCAAAUAAUUUAGUAAAAGCUACUGCCACAAAUCAUACAAUAUUUAAUAAAGAAUCAAUUUAAAUUUAAAUCAGUUUCUUCAGAAAUUCUGUUGACGUCCAUUAAAUACAAUACUAAAUCAAUUAUAAAAAUUAUUUGCCAGUGUUAAGUAAAUUAUAGUAAAUUUUCUUCCAAAUAAUUCAUCAUAUAAAAGGAUUAUGCUUUGCCUCCCAUUUUUCUUUAUCAGCGAAUUUUCCCGUCCACUUUCCUUCCACACACGAUCGAAGAGACAAAGACGAUUUUCAACACUUCUUUUCUAAAUAUCGACUUUUUUCAAAUUUGAUCGUGUGCCGGGAAAAUUCAUUGUUGUUUGUUGUUAAAUAGUAAAAAAAAAAACAUGUAGCACGUGGAAGAGCACAAAAAAAGAGAAAUAAAUAUACACAUAUGGUUUUCUUUGCAGAAGUAGAAUUAUUCUCUCGAACGCUUAAGAUUGUCUGCAAAAAAUUGGUGUAAAUCAGAAAUAUAUGUGCUCAUUGUACUCAUGAAAAACAGAGAACCACUCUCACCCAGAAUAUUUCCUCAUUGUUGGACGUUUAGAUGAUUGUGAAAAUAUACAAAAAGAAAAAAAUAUACAUGUUGAGCCUCACAGAAGACAUUAAAAAAAACAAGGAAAAUAUAUAUCUUUUUCAUGUUGUGUUAACCACAGAAGGUGAUUUUUUGAUGUUGAAAAAAAACUUUCAUCUCUGUUGAAUGUGUUGUACAAGAGUUCAGCCAAAGGUAUCUCUGUAAUUGAUGGAGCAAAUGAAAUAAACAAUAAAAAAUAAAUUCAUUUGGUAAUUUUUUUUCGGUCGUAAAAGACGACUGAGGAUUACUUAGGAUUUGAAAUCGAACUCGGCUUUCUCGGAUUACGAACUUCAGGCUUAAGACUUAAGCGGUAUACAGACUAGAGAUUUAGCGUUUAGCCAAGUUCCCUGCGGUCUCAAAACCUUAAAUAGUGAGCAAUUUUAUUACUUUCUGAAAAUUAACAAAUCAUUUAACUUUAAUAAUCCAAUUAUAAGUUAAAUUUUUGCAAAAAAUCGUGAUUGAUAUGAAAUUACAACAGUUAAGCCAUAUGGCAAGCCUUAGGUCUGAAGCCGUAUUAGGGUGAUAGAAUUAUUUGUGGCCUGUCUUUACUUAUGGCAUUAUCGCAAUUUUUGUCAGAGAAUUAUUCCGAAAACCAAACAAAAUGUGAUGUGUUAGCAUAAGAUAUCAAAUAUUUUUAUUUUUGGCGUUUUUCGAAAUUAUUUUGUGAAAUUGCAUUGUUUUAUGCGAGGAGACCAUAAAGCGGUCUUCAGAUUAGAGGUUUAGCCCAGUUCCCGAAGAUUUCAAAAUCCUAAAUAGCAACCAAUUUUAUUGCCUUUUCUGAAUUUAAUAGGUCAUUUGUCCUUAACAAUCCAAUUCUUUCCAAAAAAUCUUGAUUGUUGAACAAUUAGAGCAGUUAAGCCAUAUGGCUAAGUCUCAGGCCUCAAACCCGUAUAAGUAAAGACAAAGGUCACAAGUAAUGCCGCCACCGUAGCCAUAUAUAGCUUUAGUUCUAUAAAUUCUUAUUAGUGGAGAUUUUUAGAAAAAUUUAACCGAAUAUUGGAUAAUUAAGGACAAAUAUAACUUAGGGUAAGUGUGCCAAAUUCCGGCCAGCUUGCAAUUUCGGCCACCUUUUUUGUUCCUCGAAUUUCCAUGAACUUUUAGAUUUUACGUACU
Phlebotomus papatasi is the source of this 8174-nucleotide messenger RNA. RefSeq lists its product as uncharacterized. Lineage: Eukaryota; Metazoa; Arthropoda; Insecta; Diptera; Psychodidae. Gene Ontology annotation, molecular function: protein binding; GTPase activator activity. Gene Ontology annotation, cellular component: cytoplasm. The transcript has 13 exons. Gene Ontology annotation, biological process: regulation of small GTPase mediated signal transduction; activation of GTPase activity. Bases 130 to 4524 code for a protein of 1464 amino acids. The record is from RefSeq and is a predicted model, not a curated record.